Molecule: messenger RNA, 861 nt
Organism: Penicillium cinerascens
Lineage: Eukaryota; Fungi; Ascomycota; Eurotiomycetes; Eurotiales; Aspergillaceae
Product: dihydrofolate reductase
Exons: 1
Coding region: 1-861 (286 amino acids)
Biological process (GO): dihydrofolate metabolic process; tetrahydrofolate biosynthetic process; glycine biosynthetic process
Cellular component (GO): mitochondrion
Molecular function (GO): dihydrofolate reductase activity; NADP binding
Source: RefSeq, a predicted model, not a curated record
AUGCCGCCCCCGGCCAACCAUUCCCUCCCGCACUCCCUCCCCCUCACCCUAAUCGUCGCAACGACCCCAAUCCGCGUCGCGUCCUCCACACCCCUCAAACUGCAAGACCCAAAUGACACACCAACAACGCGCCUGGGAAUCGGCCUCAAGGGAACCCUCCCCUGGCCUCGCAUCAAAGCCGACAUGAGCUUCUUCGCGCGCGUGACAUCCCGCCCCCCAACACCAGGCACCACGAACGCGAUCAUAAUGGGCCGCAAGACGUACGACUCCGUCCCGAAGCAUCUACGCCCGCUAGCGAAGCGGAUAAGCGUUGUGAUUACGCGCGACCAGACGGGCGCUGUGAAGGAGGGCGUUCUGCAGGAACUCCAGGCGCGGAAGGCGAAGAUGGCUGCGACUGCUAAGGCGAAGGCUGAGACGGAUGUGGAGAAGAGUCUUGAUGCGCCCGCGGAUGUGGUGCCGGAGCCGAUUACGGAUGCCAUUGUUACGCCGAGUCUGGAUGCGGCGAUUGGUGAGCUUGAUUCUGUGUAUGGGAAGGAAGGGAAGCUUGGGAAGAUUUGGCUUAUUGGUGGGGCUGAGAUCUACGGCGCUGCGUUGCGGAUGGAUGCGAAGGAGGGCUCGGAGGCGCUGCAGAGGAGGCCGGUUAGGGUUGUUAUGACGAAUGUGCUGCGGAAGGGUGCUGAGGGUGAGGCGUCGUUUGAAUGUGAUACGUUUUUCCCGUUGGAUGGGAUGACGGCCCAGAAUGGGUGGCGGAGUGCUAGUCCAGAGGAGGUUUCGGAGUGGGUUGGGGAAGAGGUUUCAGGGGAGUGGAAGAAGGAGGGGGAUGUUGAGGUUCAGAUGGUUGGGUAUGAGCGGUUACAUUGA